This is a messenger RNA of Stegastes partitus (bicolor damselfish), 3888 nucleotides long. RefSeq names its product ataxin 7-like 2a (gene atxn7l2a). The record is from RefSeq and is a predicted model, not a curated record. Bases 1 to 2379 code for a protein of 792 amino acids. The transcript is spliced from 9 exons. Lineage: Eukaryota; Metazoa; Chordata; Actinopteri; Pomacentridae.
AUGAUGGCGGUGCGUGAACGCGCAGUAAAAGUAAUGGCUGCUCUGGAUCGGCGGGUGCCUAGCCUCGAUGAUUUCGUGGGUCAAAGCUGGACUGCCUGGGCCGACUGGGCCGGCGUGACAGCGGCGGAUGGGCCCGAUGUGGAUGACUGCAGUAAGAAUGGCAAAAAGGCUGCAGAGGCCAUGUCACUCAGUAAAGAGGACAUGUCCAUCUUUGGCCUUUACCCAGGCCAUGAUGACUUUUACCUGGUGGUGUGCAGCCAUUGUGGUCAAGUAGUGAAGCCGCAGGCAUUUGAAAAGCACUGCGAGCGGAGACAUGGCCCUCUGGCCAAGCUGUACGCCCGACUGCGCUCCCCCACUCCUGCACCUCAGCCCCAGCAGAGACCGCAUCAUGGCCACUCUCCUUCUCAUGGGACCAACACUGCCUCUGCUUCAUCAUGGGAGGGUCGAGGCCAGGGCCUUGGGCAGCUACGGGCAGCCCCACCUUCACCUUCCACUCCCCCCCAGCACAGACACUCCAAGAACUCCAAGGAUGGAGUACGACAUUCCCCACUAGAGAAGUCCUCCCACAGCAGCCAUACAGAGUCAUCAGUAUUCAAGCAGCCGCCACCUCUGGAGCCUUCGAUGAGCUCUCCACCUCCGUCACUCAGAGACCCUCCCUGGCCACAUGGAGGCACUCCGCCUGGUCGGCCUUCACCCAGUGACAGACACCCUACACAGAGAAAGGACUCCUCUCAACCCUCUGCAGCGCCAGGCCACCGGGUCCCCAGGCCCUACAACAAAGUGGCCUCCAAGCGGGAGUGUGACUUGGACAAACACUGUGGCGUCCUUGACCCCGACAGGAAGAAAGUCUGCACUCGCCUUUUGACUUGCAAUAUUCACUCCAUCCACCAGCGGAGAAAGGUGGUGGGCCGCAGCAAGAACUUUGACCAGCUCGUGGCGGAGCUGAAGACCAAGGUUCGGGAGAAAGGGACCCAAGCCCUGGAGGGAGGUUCUUCCACUGGACGGUCCCCCAGCCCUGAGCCCCCCAGAGAACAGGCUGGUGCUCCACACUGCAGGAGACCUCUGGCCAGCCUUCCCGCUUUCAGUCGGUCUACGGCUAUGUCAGAGAGCACCACAGAGGAGGAGAAGCAGCGGCAGGAUGAGGCCAGUCUUCGCGCCCCCUCACCUCUCGUCCAUGGCCGAAUCUCCAGUGAUGAAAGUGAGGCAGAAUUACCUGAGGAGCCUGCUCAGUUCCCAUCUUCUGCUGCACAUCCCAGACCAGUAGCGGUGUGUUCAUUCGGCAGCCAUGCACUGGGUCAUGGCAUCUACACAUUUGACAGAAGACUUCACCACCUGAGGUCGGCUCUCGGCAGCAUGCUGGAGCAGCACAUCAGUGCCCAUCUUUGGAAGAAAAUACCUCAAGCCACAGACCUUCAAUCUUCACCUUCUACAGCAAAGGCCAUCGCAUGCUCAUCUCCCUCCUCCAUAGCUACAACGUCCUCCCCCUCAUUACAUUGUAAGAUCCGCACAGGAAGUCAUAUGAGCUCCUCCCUCAAAACGGCAACUUCCUCGUCUUCUUCCAUUCGUGGACCAGGGAGAACUCCAACAGCCAUACCAUCAGAGAACACUGGGGGCAGUGUCAGCAGCAUCGUGGGUGGUCAUCUCGUGUCUCCGGGAAAGCUUGCAGUGGUGCGUCAGGUGGGUGCUGGGCGAUCUAAGAAUCCAGUGGGGCGUCCCAGCAAGCAGAUGCUAAAGCUUCGAGAGGAGGCUGCUGCGGCUGCUGCCCUCCGCAAGCGCAAAGCCCCAUCCCAGGAAGGAGAGCACUCAGGCCCCGACAGGAACUGCAUCAUUCUUCAGGACCGGGGCCGCCCACCCUCCAAUGUUUCCUCUUCCUCAUCUUCCUCUUCCAAAGCCCCCAUUCCCUCCCCCCUCCCACACGGACAGACCAAUGGCACUCUAUCCCCCAGCAGCAAACCCCGACCCCAACCUUCCCCCUCAGAGUCCCACUCACCAGCCGCCAAAGCGGUUUGGACGUACAGACGGACACACCCUCCUUUGGGCCAUUCGUCACCCCCAGACCCUUCCUCCACCACCAAUUCCCACAGCCGGCCUGGCGUGGGGGACUCAGGAUUGCACGGGCAGGGUAGCGGAAGGGGCUUUGAGCACCAGGGACUGGUGAAGAAACGCAAGGGGGGUGGCAUGGAGGAACACUCACCCUCCUCCAAACCCUCAGCGCACCGCCUGCCCUCCUCCUCCUCUUCCAGCUCUGCCACCUCCUCCUCUCCGCGCUCUAACUUCUACACCUGGAAGGACAGUAAAGGUGGGGGGCUGGCUGGGGGUGUGGAGAAGAAACUGGGCACACAGAAGGUAGGUUUGGAGGAGGGAAAAUCAGGGUACUGAGAAGGAUAGAGACAGACGGUUAACGUUACAAUGCACAAGUUUGUCCUCAAGGUUUACAGUUUAUUAGCAGCCUUGUUCCUUUCUGGUAAAUUCUUCUGGCCGUACACUUGACGUACCUUAUGAGACCACUUUUGUCAAGAUUUUAAAAUGCUGCCUGUCAGACAAAAACGAGGACCAGCCAAAUGCUUUUCAUGCACAUAUUAUAUACUUGUAUUUUAUGCUUUCUGAAACAUGCUCAAAAAGUGAAAUUCAGGAAAUCUGGAGGUGAAGAUCUAAACUAUCAUUUGGAAAGAAUAUGCAACAGAAAAGUAAUGUUUUUGAGUAUUAGCACACUUAUGGUAUUAGCAGUUUGUACUGACUUUUUGAAAGAUAAUUUAACGUGACACUGGGUCAACGACCGGAGCUGACUACAGCUGCUUUCAUCUGUGAAGGGGAAAGUCUCAGAUCUACGGACUCAUGCUUAAAUGAAUGAUGAUGCUUUAGGUGGCUUUCAUAAUGCUUGAAGGUUGUUAUCGUCUUAAAACCAGUCAGUGCUCAAAAUUAGCAUGUGAUUGGUGGUCUGUGGUGUCUAUAGUUAGGUUAUUAGUUUGGCUCUGAGACUAGUCCAUCAAAGUCUGCAGCAAAACAUUAAAAAUGAUUUAACUUAAAGUUUAAAAAGUUCCCCAACUUACCCCGAGGCUAUCUUUCAGUUAAGAGUUGUUUCCAUGGCAACAGUCAGUGAAAUCUAAUUGACAUGAUGGACACAGACUGCAAUAACCCUGUCUUGGGAUGUGCAUCUUCAGCUUAAAAAGACCUUUUAGCUGUUCAGCAGUAGGAAACAGUUACCUUGUGGGAUUUAACUGAGAUUAACAGCUUGAAGCUGAAGCCUGCUUAACUAUCAUUUCACAGUGAACGCUACCCCAGCACAAAUUCAAAACAUUUUGAGUUGAACAAUCAACCAAAUGUGAAGAGUGUCUUAGCCAGCCAUCCCAUUUUUCAGAUUUGUACUUUUCUGACACCCUGUAUAUCAGUUAGUUUUUUUUAAAAAUAUCCUAUGCUGUACAAUUCUGAAGUGAAUAUACAAACCAGCUGUCAAACUGAAAGUAAUAUUUUACAACAUUUUCUUUUGUCCCACAGCCAAAACUGCACCAUUAAGUGUGCCUGCCUUACAAGCCACUAUGAGGGAGCCAGCUCUGCUCAGUCCAGGACUGAGGCAACAGGACUCAAAUGUGUCUGUGUGUCUGUGUGUCUGUGUGUGCAUCUGUCUGCCUUUUGUCAACUGGGCAUACGCUCAUGUAUGACUGUGUCAGGUUGUGUUUGUAUGUGCAGACUUAGUGCAGUAUGGAUCUGCUGGUGUGAAUCACAGCUGGGUAUGUGGGUCUGGAUGAAUGUCUGAGGGACACCUGGGAGUGGGAGGGUGGGAUGAAAUUCAGAGUAUGGAUUUAGAAAUACCUCAAGACCAUCCGGUUAUGCUGCUAAAUUAAAUAUGUUGGUUUAUAAAAACGAAUUAAAAAUGUCCUUUUCACCUGG